Molecule: messenger RNA, 1593 nt
Organism: Tremella mesenterica DSM 1558
Lineage: Eukaryota; Fungi; Basidiomycota; Tremellomycetes; Tremellales; Tremellaceae
Exons: 6
Coding region: 1-1593 (530 amino acids)
Molecular function (GO): catalytic activity
Source: RefSeq, a predicted model, not a curated record
AUGUCUGCAACCCUCGCACCUUCCACACUCAGCCCAAACAACCCUAUCACCUCUCAAUCGAUUCACGACACCUUCUCCUCUCUUGGCGUUAAAUGUCCAGAGGGUACCGAAAAAGAUUACACUUCCCUUCUCACGGGUAUCUGGGAGAUAUGGAAUACCAUCGACUCCCUCCCUGACUACGUGCCGGUCGUUGAUGAAGUUCGGUUUCCUCGUGAAAAUAUUCAUCGCGCUACAGGAGAGGAGAACAAGAGUAAUGCUUGGGCUUGGAAAGCGACUGUAAAAGAUACUCAAGGUACCGGGGGAGUGUUGGAGGGAAAGACUGUAUGUCUCAAAGACAAUGUAGCUCUGAAAGGGGUUCCGAUGUUGUUGGGAACGGAUAUCUUCAGGGAUUAUGUACCUAAUACGGAUGCGACGGUUGUGAAGAGGAUCUUGGAGGCUGGGGGUGUGAUCACGGGCAAGGCUGUUUGUGAGAAUUUGUCAAUGUGGGGAGUAUCAAUCUCUUCUGCCACAGGACCCAUCGAUAACCCUCACGCCCCAGGUUAUUCGGCAGGUGGUUCUUCCUCGGGCACAGGUGCUCUCUUGGCUUUAGGAGAAGUGGAUUUGGGAAUUGGAGGUGAUCAAGGUGGUUCGAUCCGUAUCCCAGCCUGUGUCAACGGGAUAAUUGGUCUGAAACCAACUUACGGACUUGUUCCAUACACUGCCAUCGCCUCCCUCGAACCCCUUAUCGACCAUGCGGGUCCCAUGACUAAAACUAUCCUUGAUAACGCACUUCUCCUCAAGGUCAUCGCUGGGUACGACGGAAUCGACGAUCGUGCCGGUGCUGGAUGUCCUUUGCCGGGACAAGUGCCGGAUUAUCCCACCCUAGCCAAGGGGGGUGUCAAGGGGCUGAAGAUUGGAAUCUUGAAGGAGGGCUUUGAUCAACCUCUGAGAGAUGAGCGAGUUUCUGAGCUGGUUUUGAAAGCAGCACAGAAACUCACAGAGCUUGGGGCUUCGGUAGAGGAAGUGUCUAUCCCAUUUCAUAAGACGGCUCCUGAAUUAUGGGCGGUCAUUGGUAGGAUGAGCGCAGCCAAGUCCAUGUUGGGUCAAGCUAGCGGUCGUCGAGGCUACGUCAUGAACGACUUGGAUGAGAAAGCUUUACCCUUGACUCAGGACAAAAUUGACAAGAUGUGGUGCUCGGGGGUAAACACGAUCAUGAAUGGUGUUUGGGCUUGGGAGCAUGCUCCUCCUGGGUUGUUCGGGAAAGCCACCAACUUGGUGAGAAAAUUGCGCGACGCGUACAACGAAGCUCUGGCAACUUAUGAUGUCCUAAUCACUCCCACCAUGCCAUAUCUGGCUCAAAAGCUACCGGAAAAGGGAGCGAGUGUAGGGGAGCUCAUGACCAAUUCGACUGGAGUGUCUCUCAACACGUCGGCUUUCAAUCUGACUGGACUGCCUGCCCUGAGCAUGCCGGUGGGAUUCCUCCCCUCGCUUCUGAACGACGGGGCAAGAUUGCCAGUGGGGAUGCAGAUCGUUGGGAAAGCAUACGACGAGGGGACCAUGUACGCCAUAGGACACGCCUGGGAAGAGGCAAACGAUUGGAAGACGUUCACAUAG